CUCUUCACAUAUCCAUACGGACGCACACCCCGAACGCUUAGCCACAUAACCAAGCAACAAAACUGCAGAGAAAGCAACGCAGAAACAGAGUGCUCUCCCAUGAGAGCAUCUCUCUCUCUCUUUCUCUCUCUCUCAACUUGUGUGUGAACUUGUGAGCAGAGAAUUGGGAAUCCGAACGGCGAGACGCGAGCGCUGAAGAGCUCUUCCCCGGAUUGGAUUCCGCCCUCUUGAUUCACCGUCGUGAAUCGAAAUGUGCAACCCGAGCGCCACCAUGCCCGCGACCAAGAAGCCCGCGCAACCGCCGCGGGCCCAUCUCUUCCUCGACCUCCUAUCCGUCCCCGCCGCCGCCGCCGCGGCGAAGCAGGAGACCCCGGGGCCCGACGAGGCCGCCGCCGCCGCCUCGGACUUCGCGGCGGAGGCCAGGUCCCUGUUCGCGCUCGCCCUCCCCAUCGCCCUGACGGCGCUCAUCCUCUACUCCCGCUCCGUACUGUCCAUGGUGUUCCUCGGCCGGCUCGGGGACACGGAGCUCGCCGCCGGGUCGCUCGCCAUCGCCUUCGCCAACAUCACGGGCUACUCGGUGCUCUCCGGCCUGGCCCUCGGCAUGGAGCCGCUCUGCUCGCAGGCGUUCGGGGCCCGCCGCCCGAAGCUGCUCGCCGUCACCCUCCACCGCUCCGUGGUCUUCCUCCUCGCCUGCUCCCUCCCCAUCUCCCUCCUCUGGCUCAACAUGCAGAGGGUCCUCCUCUACUUGCGCCAGGACCCAGACAUCACCCGCAUUGCCCACACGUAUCUCCUCUUCUCUCUCCCCGACCUCCUCACCAACUCCUUCCUCCACCCAAUCCGCAUUUACCUCCGCGCUCAGGGCAUCACCCACCCCCUCACGUUAGCCUCCCUCCUCGGCACCAUCUUCCACGUCCCCGUCAACCUCCUCCUCGUCCGCCACCUCCGCCUCGGCGUGGCCGGCGUCGCCGCCGGGUCGGCCGCCUCGAACGCGAUCGCCCUCGUCGCGCUCGUGGUUUACGUGUGGGCGGCCCGGCUGCACGAGCAGACGUGGAGGAGCCCCGGCUGGGACUGCUUCGCCGGGUGGCGGCCGCUGCUCCGCCUCGCCGGGCCGAGCUGCGUCUCGGUCUGCCUCGAAUGGUGGUGGUACGAGAUCAUGAUCGUGCUGUGCGGGCUGCUGGCGGACCCGAAGUCGGCCGUGGCCGCCAUGGGGAUCCUGAUCCAGACCACCUCGCUGCUCUACGUGUUCCCCUCCUCGCUCGGCUUCGCCGUGUCCACCCGCGUCGGGAACGGGCUCGGCGCGGGCCGGCCGGGCGGGGCGCGGCUCUCCGCCGCGGUGGGGGCCAUCGCGGCGGGGAUGGGCUUGUGCGCGGCGGCCUUCUCGUGGUCCAUGCGGGACGCGUGGGGGCGCAUGUUCACGCGGGACGAGGCGAUCCUGCGGCUGGUGUCGGCGGCGCUGCCGAUCCUCGGGCUGUGCGAGCUCGGCAACUGCCCGCAGACCGUCGGGUGCGGGGUGCUGCGGGGGAGCGCGCGGCCCGCCACGGCGGCGAACGUGAACCUGGGCGCCUUCUACCUGGUGGGUAUGCCGGUGGCGGUCGGGCUCGGGUUCGGGCUCGGAGUCGGGUUCUGCGGGCUCUGGGUGGGGCUCCUCUCGGCCCAGGUUUGCUGCGCGGGGCUCAUGUUGUAUGUGGUGGGGACCACCGACUGGGAUUUCCAGGCUAAGCGGGCCCAGAUGCUGACGUGUAACGGGCGUAGCCUCGACGACGAAGAAGCAGACGAAAAGCAGCCGUUGAUUUGCGUCGUGGUGACCCCGUCGUGAUGAUGAUCACCGUAGGAUGUGAAGAAAGUUAGUAACUCCCCUUUUUUUUUUUUUUCUUUUCUUGUUUAAUGUAGCUUCUUCUUCUUUUUCUCUCUCUCUUCAUUUUUUUUUCUUUUGUAUUUUCUUUUGUCUACAUUUUAGAUUCUCUUUGAUUUUUUUUUUGGUGGGGUAUUGAAUUUUUUUUUUCUGUUCUGGGGGGGAUUAAAAGAGGAGAGGUGGGUAAUCUAAAAGAGCGGAAAUUUUUGGUUCAUGGUCAGCCUUUCUUGCUCUACCCAGAAAAAAAAAGAAAAUCAACUUUUUUUUGGCCAUCAUCAAUUUGAUGUUCACCUGUGUAUUUAUGUAUUUAUCUCUAUCUUCUCAAA
Messenger RNA from Syzygium oleosum, 2178 nucleotides. Its product is annotated as protein DETOXIFICATION 51-like. Gene Ontology annotation, cellular component: membrane. The record is from RefSeq and is a predicted model, not a curated record. Lineage: Eukaryota; Viridiplantae; Streptophyta; Magnoliopsida; Myrtales; Myrtaceae. Gene Ontology annotation, biological process: xenobiotic detoxification by transmembrane export across the plasma membrane. Gene Ontology annotation, molecular function: xenobiotic transmembrane transporter activity; antiporter activity.